Molecule: messenger RNA, 2409 nt
Organism: Sinocyclocheilus grahami
Lineage: Eukaryota; Metazoa; Chordata; Actinopteri; Cypriniformes; Cyprinidae
Product: retinoic acid receptor RXR-alpha-B-like
Exons: 10
Coding region: 147-1556 (469 amino acids)
Biological process (GO): regulation of DNA-templated transcription
Cellular component (GO): nucleus
Molecular function (GO): nuclear steroid receptor activity; zinc ion binding; sequence-specific DNA binding
Source: RefSeq, a predicted model, not a curated record
GAUGGAGCCGAUUGAAGUACAUACUUUAGUUAUAUUAAGUGGAUUUUGACAGCGGAUCUCUGGCUUCAGUCUGACGACGUUUCCUACUGGAUCCACUGGGGAACAUAAAUCAUAAUUUGCAAGAAACAAAGCUGGCAUGCGCUAAUAUGGAAACCAAACCAUUCUUGUCUCUAGGGCUCCUGAAAAACCCCUGCUCAGUAGCGCCGCCGUGUUUGCGGAGCUGGCCGGGCGACGCUGGCAGUUCGCCCAAUGGCUACUCCGGCUUCACGGGUACAUACCCGCUACAACAGCGCAGGAUAUCCACAGACUUCUCCGGUCAGCUCUCGUUGUCUCCUCUGAGCUCCUCCACGGGUCACCGAGGCAUCAGUAACCAUCCUCUCCACCCGCCCCUGCUCGGCCAGUCCGCCAUGAGCUCCAGCCCGGGUCAGCUGCGCUCGCCCAUCAGCACCCUCAGCUCGCCCAUCAACGGCCUGCCCUCGCCGUUCCCCGUCAUCAGCACGCCCAUGGGCCAUCCUUCCAUGAGCGGCCCGUCCUCCACCAGCAUGACCUUCAGACCCAGCCUGAGCCCACAGGUAAGACAGCACUGCAUUUACUGUGGACUUAGUAAACACUAUGGGGUGUACAGCUGUGAGGGCUGUAAGGGCUUCUUCAAGAGAACGGUGAGAAAGGAUUUGACGUACACUUGCCGAGACAACAAGGACUGUUUAAUUGACAAACGCCAACGCAACCGCUGCCAGUACUGCCGUUAUCAGAAGUGCUUAGCCAUGGGAAUGAAGAGAGAAGCCGUUCAGGAGGAGCGGCAGCGGGCGAAGGAGCAGAGUGAGGGUGAGUUCGGCAGCUGUGCCAACGAAGACAUGCCCGUGGAGAAGAUUCUGGAAGCCGAACUGGCAGUGGAACCAAAGACGGAGACCUACGUGGAGGCCAACCUGAGUGUGCCUGCCAAUUCUCCUAAUGACCCUGUAACAAACAUCUGCCAAGCAGCUGACAAGCAGCUCUUUACCUUAGUGGAGUGGGCCAAGCAGAUACCUCACUUUUCUGAUCUCCCACUGGACGAUCAAGUCAUCCUCCUGCGAGCAGGGUGGAAUGAACUCCUGAUCGCCUCUUUUUCGCAUCGUUCCAUAGCUGUGAAAGAUGGGAUAUUAUUAGCAACAGGCCUUCACGUCCACAGAAACAGCGCACAUACUGCCGGUGUUGGAGCCAUCUUUGACAGAGUGCUGACAGAGCUUGUGUCAAAGAUGAGAGACAUGCAAAUGGACAAGACUGAACUUGGAUGCUUGCGGGCCAUUGUUCUGUUCAAUCCAGAUUCAAAAGGACUGUCUAAUCCAUCAGAGGUGGAGGCUUUAAGGGAAAGAGUGUAUGCAUCUCUAGAGGCCUACUGUAAACACAAAUACCCCGAUCAGCCUGGGAGAUUUGCCAAGCUGUUACUGCGUCUGCCUGCCCUGCGCUCCAUCGGUCUGAAAUGUCUUGAACAUCUCUUCUUUUUCAAGUUAAUCGGAGACACGCCCAUCGACACUUUCCUAAUGGAAAUGCUGGAAGCGCCACACCAAAUGACAUAAGGGAAUAAUUUCUUUUCAUCUCCGCCCCUCUGACAGAGGGUACAACUCAUGUACAAAACACUACAGGAGGCCACAGGACACAUCUCUGAUCUCACAGGAGAGGACCGAGUAAUUCUACCUUGGCGUUUCAUCAGAAACAUUGUGCAAUCCACAAAAUACUGUGUAAUGGUCCAUUACGGAAUACCACGCAGGAUGGAUUUAGUGAGUUUUUUUCCUGGUUUGCAUGCAUGUUUGGGAAGUCUCAUGGAGAUUUUGGUUUCUCAUUUCUUCUGCCUUACAGAGGUCUACCUCUGCUUUCUUUUGAGUACAGAGCCAAACCGCUUCAUCUCUGAACUCACAAUCAUUUUGCUGUGAAUAUUCAGAUUUCAUGAGAGGGAACAAAAUACCUCGGAUGCACUUCUGCAUGCAGCUGUCCUCAAAAAGCACAUCACUGUAUCUGCCAUUGGAAGUUUUUGCUCAAACUGUGUAGUUAACAGAACCACAGUAACAUUUUCCCCCCCAGGCACUUAGAAAUUGCUUCUUUUAAGCGGUAUUGUAAUACAUCAGGAUUCUGAAAGUCCAUCUUCAUGAGGAAGAAACUGCAUGCAGUUUGGCUUUAAUUCCUUUUCUUUUUGGAAGAUAAAUGGGCCUAUGAAUAACAGAAUGGUCUAAAAAGAAUGAAAAGCAGGUGUACUCCUGGCUGAACUCACGCUGUAUGAAAAUACAAUGAUUCAUUGUUAGAAUUGUGUAAAAAAUACUGAAGAUUUUUCAUGAUGCUUUGCAUCUAAAAUUCAGCGUAAAUAUGUAUUAAGUAUUUCCAAAGAUUUUCAAUAAUGUUAUAUAUAUAUCAUCUGAUAAUUCCCGGCAAGUGGGU